Corticium candelabrum is the source of this 1250-nucleotide messenger RNA. RefSeq lists its product as uncharacterized. Lineage: Eukaryota; Metazoa; Porifera; Homoscleromorpha; Homosclerophorida; Plakinidae. The record is from RefSeq and is a predicted model, not a curated record. The transcript has a single exon. The coding region runs from base 69 to 1094 and encodes 341 amino acids. Gene Ontology annotation, biological process: protein ubiquitination. Gene Ontology annotation, molecular function: ubiquitin protein ligase activity.
UAGCUUAACGACGUCACCCCUUUUCAAUUUCACACCUCACAACAGGAAAACAAGAACUCGAUGUACACAUGUUCCUAGCUGACGUCUUUCUGGAAAUUUGCUAUAGUCUCUUCAAUAUGUCGGCUGACGUCGGAUGCCAGCUGUGGCUCAUUAUAUGCAGGGCUGUACCCUCACUUGUUGAUGCGACUGCCUACUUGAUGGACAUCUCUGCACACAUGUUGGCUCCUUGGUUUCUUCAUGUAUUGACUGCUUUCUAUCGCAACAUGGUGGAAUGCACGGCCACUGUGCUCGACGUGUCUUUACAGGCUGUGAAGGGAAUUGUUGUUGUUGUACCACGAUUGGGGUCUCUCUUGGGGACUGGCAUUCGAGAGAUGUUUUUCCACUGUGUUGAGAUGAUGUGGAGCGUUGCUGUGUUUUUCAUACGCUUUUUUUUGUAUUUAAUCUUUAUGAUCCGAAUGUUGGUCGAGUUUGUGAUGCAAUGUUGUGUGACUAUUGGUAUGGCUGUGUUUCGUACAGCCUUCAGUUUGGUACAAGUCGUUGGAUCUGUUUUCCUCUCUCUAAUGUAUUUGACGUAUGAUGUAUUGUUGGUCUGCUUUCAUUUGUUUACAUGGAUUACUGGCACUUUUGUUACGAUACUGUGGGACAUGCGAUUGUGGAUUUUGUUGGCAAUAUUGAUAUCUACGACAGCAGUUGUGAUGAGAAGACUCCAUCUGCGGUGGCCUUUUCACAACGUUUAUUACAAAAUAAAAUCAUUUUUUCGGCAUUUUGUGACUGUUUUAUUGACAGCAGGCAGAGAUGAUGUUGAUUUUAGAGCAAAUGAAGAUGUUGAUGUUAGAGCAAAUGGUGAUGUUGAUGUUGGAGCAAAUGAUGAUGAAAAUGUUAGGGAUGGGGAAGCAUCAAACUUGGCAAGUGAAACAAGUGGCUUUCAGCAGCACUCGUGUGUUGUGUGCUUUUAUGCGACGAGGGACACUGUAUUGUUUCCUUGUCGACAUUUGAAUCUUUGUGGAAAAUGUGCAAAAAUUAUUAUGAAACGUAAUCGUUGCUGUCCCGUAUGCAGAGAACGGGUGGAAAAGAUGGAGAGGGUAUUUUUGUGAUUGCUGUACAUAUUUGACUGUACACUGAUAAGUUAGUAACUAGAGUAUAUGUAAAUAGUGUUGAUGGAAUAGACUUGAGGCUAGACAAAUUACAGGUGUGGCCGCUGUUAUUUUAGUUUUGUACAGUCGAUUAAGAUUUAAAUAAAUAUUGUAAUA